CCCGACCUCCAUCUUGCGAUAAUUUAACAGUGGCGCAUGCUCAAUACAAAAGAAGUCGACAAUGAUAACAAAAAAAUAUUCUCUUUCUUCUGGUUCCGUUUUUACUCGUGUUGACACCGUGAUUAUUUAGAGGGAUGACCAUUCUGUUUCUGGAGAUAUUCGUUGGACCGCCAUGCUAACCCGCUCGAAUGAUCAGCUCUAGUUUACGAGAAUGUAUCACGGUUCAACGACCACAUUCAUUCUACGAGAAACAUUAAUACAUUAGGAUUUGGAACAGUUUACCGUGGAUAUUUCCUCAUGUUUCUUUAUAUAUGGCGGCCCUACUUUUAUAUUUUGUCGCUGUGUGUACGAUAAUUGUGCUGGAUUUGCCCGUUCAAGGGAUAGAGGUUGGGUUGGCCAUAGACACUGGGAUCGGGGUGCUAAACCGCCAAGACAGCCAGCAUGUGAUCGCACAGAAGAAUUGGAAGUUACUUCUUAACUGUUCAGUGACGUCCAGUCCCAGAUAUGGUCUACCUACAAUAACCUGGUUGAAAAACGGGGUUCCCCUCAACCUCGACAACCGGAUAUCCAAAACCACCAAUGGCUCACUUUUCUUUCGGAAAGUGGUCAACAAACGGAAGAGAAACAUUACGGACGAAGGUCUGUACGACUGUCUCGCCUCUAACUCCAAAGGAACGGUGCUGGCUCGUCGCGUCAAACUGGAAAUCAGUGGAAUUUCUGGGAAAUUUUCCAGGCAGCCUGAGGAUGAGACGGUAGAAGAAGGGGCAGUCGCACGAUUUCAAUGUAACAUCCGGGCCUCUCCCCCGCCACUGUAUACCUGGCUUAAAGAUGACGAACAUCUCAACAAUGAUGACAGACAUAUUAUCAUAUCUACGGGUAUUCUACAAAUCUUGGACGUAAAUGCGGUCGAUGCUGGUCAGUACUGGUGUAAGGCCACACCAGGGAAACUCCACGAUCUCCCUGACCAAGUGGACAGCAUCAAGUGGAAAAAGAGCAGUCCAGCCACGCUCACUGUCAACCCAGGAACAGGCAGACGACGUCUUGCAAUAAAAUCUGGACCUGUCAACACUACUGUACAGGAGGGUCAGUCUGUGGUACUAGAAUGCCUGGUGGACGGUUAUCCUAAACCUCAAGUCACAUGGGAGAGAGAUGACGGUUCAGACGUAACCAUGGCAGCUGUAAAGUAUGGUUUCUCUAACCUGAAGAUUCUCCAGGCGACGUCAGCACAUUCUGGUAUCUACAUUUGUAGAGCUAGAAGUGGAGGGAAAGACUGUGUCCGCCCGAGCGACACUCUCUGUACACAUUUUGAUGCAUCACAGGUUGGCCUGAAUAAAGAGGUCAGGCGUAGGAAGAAACUCGAUUAUCACUUGUUCACCGGUAUUGGUGGUGUCCUGCUGGCUCGCCCGGUGAUCACCCAACCUCCCCAAAGUGUGCAGUAUGUGCCAGCCCAUAGUACGAGGUUUGAGUGUGCUGUCGAGGGUAAUCCACGCCCACAGGUUCAGUGGCUGAGAAACGGAACAAAAAUCAUGGCAGCUGCUAACCACCAGAUCAAAGAAAACAACGAUCUGGUAAUCACGGGGACGGUGCCACAGGAUUCUGGGUACUAUCAGUGUGUCGUUGAGAAUGUUGUCGACUAUGACAUGAGGAUCGCCAGACUGGAGAUUAAACCAAUAAAAACGGCACCACUACCACCACAAGGAUUACAUGUCCAGGUGCUGUCAGCCACGUCCAUGGUUAUCGCCUGGGAGUCCAACAGUCAGCGACCAGUGUUAGCCUACUCCCUCAACAUCGUCAAUCGUGACACUGGCGAGAAGCUGAACACCAAUGUUAUCCAGGGCAUACACAAUGAAAGAGUAGACCACUUGUCACCUGCCACCACUUACGAGAUCUCCGUGCGUGCCUACAAUAAAAAUGGUGCAAGUGCAUUUUCGGAUGUGGAAGUCGUCACUACCUUCGAAAAGGAACCGUCGGUUGCACCAAUGAUUCGUAUCACCAAGACAACAUCUACCAGCAUUACACUGGAGUGGGACGAGUUGCCACGGAAACAGAGAAACGGAGUGAUCGUCGGCUACAAAGUGUUUUACCAGAAGGAUGGGGAGACUGCUAUCAGGACGGAUGAAGAUAAUAACGGAGACAGUCGUUCUUUUAUCAUCAAAGGACUGGAGCCAAACACAGAGUACAACGUCCGCAUGUUGGCGCGGACAAGUAUAGGGUAUCCGAAUCUAAAGGAGGACCGCUGGCCCUGGGUUCAUGACAAGACACAGCCUCAGUCCCGCCAGAAUGAUUCUGUACCUGACCCGCCUACCCUGACGGUGAUAUCACUUAACGCCUCGUCUGUAAAUAUAACGUGGCAUCAGGACGUGCCACGAGUCCCCUGUCACCAUGUAUUGAAUGAGACUUUCUACCAAGUUUCACUUACGGCUUCUAACCAAUUUGGGGAAUCUGGCGCGGUGAUCGAGGAGUUUCUUACGUCUGAGAAUCCUCCCCCACCUGCUCCGGUGAACCUCCACGCGACUUUUCUGGCCUCGCGCGAAAUCAGUGUGGAAUGGUCACAACCAGAAUUCUCCCUGGACAUCCUGUCGUACCGUGUCCAGUAUCGGCCGGACAGAGGGAGUUCAGCCAGAGAAUCAUUUAUCAUCACUGACACGACCCGGGCAGCCAUAGUGGACUUGAUGCCGUAUACCUACUAUUACAUAGAGGUUCAAGCUUCGGCCAGAUCAAGGAAAAGCAAAUUCAGCAAGUCCAUCUUGUUACGUACACAAGAAGAUGAAAUUCAUCUCCCACUCAACUCCCUAGGGAGUGAUCUCCUGGAAACUUAUCUCCCACUCAACUCCCUAGGGAGUGAUCUCCUGGAAAUUCAUCUCCCACUCAACUCCCUAGGGAGUGAUCUCCUGGAAAUUCAUCUCCCACUCAACUCCAUAGGGAGUGAUCUCCUGGAAACUCAUCUCCCACUCAACUCCCUAGGGAGUGAUCUCCUGGAAAUUCAUCUCCCACUCAACUCCCUAGGGAGUGAUCUCCUGGAAAUUCAUCUCCCACUCAACUCCCUAGGGAGUGAUCUCCUGGAAAUUCAUCUCCCACUCAACUCCCUAGGGAGUGAUCUCCUGGAAAUGAAAGACCCAGGGACAAAGCAUGGAAACGUGGGCUCGGCUCUUGUCCAUUGGGAUAUUCCCAAGUUUCCGAAUGGGAAUAUCACCACCUACAUCGUUCGGUACAGGAGUCAGACGGAAAAUAAUUGGAAAUUGAUCAGGGUCAACGGUUCUCAGAAUGUGGCUCAUAUUGACAACCUCAAACCUGGACUCUACAACGUCGAGGUUACAGCAUGUACGAGUGCCGGACAGGGCCCGAGGUCUAAAAAUAGCAUCCACAUCAUAGGUGUUGGGGAACAAAGCACAGCGAAACCAGUGAAGGGAAGCCCUCAUUCACAGCAACUCGGCAUCAUUCUGGGGAUCACGAUUGGAGUCGUGUGUAUCAUCAUCUGUAUUCUUAUCAUACUGCUCCGCAACAAAUGCUUCAAUAAUCCACCACCUGGGCAUCCACAUGUACAGGCAGUCCGUUUCCAUGGCAACGGUCAUGUACCAGGUCAGCGUAACGGGCACGCUGUUCCGGUGUCGGACAGGGAGAUGGACCCCUACACCCCAAUGCUUGAUGGACACUAUGAAAAUCACUUGCUAGAUUCAAAGGGAUGUGGCAGUGGCAACAUAAUCGUGACUCCCAAUGGAACCAGAGUGAACGGAUAUGUGCCAUUCUCAAACGGAUUACGUAACGGUCAUCUUCAUAAUGGUCAUGUGACCACGGUCAUCGGUUACCAGAAUCAGCAGGAGGAAACGCGCGGAUUGAUCGCUGCCAUGCUAGCAAACGAUGGAAAUGCUGUGACAGAGGAUCUGAGUCAUCUGUACAAACUGAGUAGUCCUGACAAGACAUCACUUGAUGACAUUGAUAAAAGUAUCAGUGGAACUGACUCGGACCAGAACACUUCCACUGGAUCGGCUGACCUACCUCCGAUUGCUUGUUGUCUUGACGAUGGGACCACAGCGUGUUGCCAUGACGACGACAGUGGUUGCCAUGGGGACAACAGUAGUUGUCCACUGGUCGGGACUUAUCCUCAUGAGGAGGAGGAAGAGAAUGUGGCACAAGUGCGACCUCCGCUGGAGGUCGACACACAACAGGGAGUGCGUCCCCCUGACCCAUCCUGUCACCACCAGAGGGCAGCAUCAAGUCCUGAUCAUCACAUGGAAGAAGAGGGGCAGGCUUACAGCUACACCCCUCGCGCGCAGCUACCUCCACGGGCCAUGCCCACAACCUCUGCUUUCUCCGAUGGAGAACAUUACAGGAAUCAAUCUUCUACCUCAGUGAGCCCCCAGCAUCUUGCGAAUUCUACCUCAACUAGAACGGGCGCAGGGGAUACGGACAUUACAAGUGCCCCGGUGACCGGGAUGGGGUCCUCCGAAAUGGCUCCUCAGGGGACACCUACCUCAGGGAAAGGCAGUCCUAAUGUGACACCUACCCAUGAGAAUACCUCUUCUUUUCAACCUAACAACCUCGCACCGUCGGUGGCGGUGACCGUCGUACGGGGAAACGACAAUCAGUCACGUCCGUUGCGCGUCCAGGGCAGUUCAUCCUCGAGCCCUCGUGUCCCUGGGGUCAGGGGGUCGUAUCAGCAGCCUCCCCCUCCCCCUUACCCUGGUCCCCGGGACCUAGCAAUGCAUCGUUUACCUCAGGAUUCACUCAGGCGAGACCACAACUCGGUGGCAGCAGGGCGACAGGAUGUUGCCGUCUAAGUGUUUAACUCCGCAUACUAGAAAGUGAAAUAUGUUUGUGAUUUUUUUUCUUAGUGUUCAGACAAACUUUAUGGAAAUAUGGGUUUUACGAUACUAACUUACAAAAUGUUGUUUUCGUACGGAGAGCUGCUGUGUUGUGAUUAGAUGGAGAAGACAAUGAUCUGUAGGGGCCUGGAGUGUUGAGCAGGUUGAAUACUUGAUGGAGGGAUCAAAUAUUCAAAGUGAGAUAAUUAGUGUUGGGAUUUUCCCGACUACGUGGCGAUGUCUCCAGGCUCACUGAAUCUAUUGAACCAUCUGUAUAAAAGAGUUACAGCUCGAGUGUGGAUAUCAUCACGACUAUCAGAGACUUACAAAUCCACGAAUGCGAGAUCACCAAUCUGCAGCUUAUUGUAAUGAAAACAAAACAAAUUUGAUAUUCGGAAAAAUGCGGGUACUUCUGUUUCCUCCAAAUAUGUUUAUGAUCUUAUUUACACUGUUGUUGCUAUGGUUACGGUAGAAUGUGGACGGCAUUACCAAAACCAAAUUUUUAUUCAAGAUUACCUCUUUUUAAAGUGAAUGGCGUUGUUUAUAUAUAUCUAUAUAUAUAUGUGUAUCAUCUCGGUGACAUGUUUUUUGUACAUAACUUAGAGACAGACAGGGACUGCAGUGACAUUAUCAGGAGUUUCCAUGGUAAUGCCAUUUAAAAAAAAUACUAUAUUAUGAAUUGAUUGUAUGUGUACAUACGUGAACCUCAGGGUACGAGGGAGGGAAGUGGUGCUCUGGAGAAUGCUGUGACCUUGAGGCGGGGGUCAAGGUCACUGUUUCCGCCUCCCGAGGUUAGUGAGUGAAAGGCGGGAACAAUCAAUAUUGUUUUCAAUGCUGAACUGGAAAGCAAAAUGGUGUUGUACACACCAUAGGGAAAAGUGAGCAGACAUUUCGGAAGACCAAAUGGCAGCAAAACUGUGUCUGAGUUUUUUAAACAAGCCCGUCUGAUGGAUUCAAAAAGGCAGGAUGUGUUUGAUUAGCCCACAAAGGAAGUGUUAAAAUAGGUGUUAUUUCGGCCCCUCUUCAUGUUAUGCUGCCAGUAGGGAAAGAAAUGGUUGCUUUUUUUCGUGCUACAAGAUGUUAAAAUUUACUGUCUGCUGAAUGCAGCAUUCUCCAGGGAAUGGUUGCCAAAAUAAUGGAAUGUUCAGAGUUAAGGAAAGCAACAGGGAGAUAGUGCUGCUAUCAUUGUGGAUUAUAAAUAUAAACAGCGGAGGCUUUACGGCCGGAGGCUGUACGAUCGUUGGCUGUACACCCGGUAAAACAAGUAUGACCGACAACAUAAACAGGGAUGGCUUAUAUUAGUGAGAUUACAACAAGGAAGAUUUGAAACAGAAUCUGGUG
Pecten maximus is the source of this 6143-nucleotide messenger RNA. RefSeq names its product protogenin-like. The transcript has 23 exons. The record is from RefSeq and is a predicted model, not a curated record. Lineage: Eukaryota; Metazoa; Mollusca; Bivalvia; Pectinida; Pectinidae. Gene Ontology annotation, biological process: cell-cell adhesion; axon guidance. Gene Ontology annotation, cellular component: plasma membrane; axon. Gene Ontology annotation, molecular function: protein binding. The coding region runs from base 312 to 4778 and encodes 1488 amino acids.